Molecule: messenger RNA, 711 nt
Organism: Sphaerulina musiva SO2202
Lineage: Eukaryota; Fungi; Ascomycota; Dothideomycetes; Mycosphaerellales; Mycosphaerellaceae
Exons: 3
Coding region: 1-711 (236 amino acids)
Molecular function (GO): protein binding
Source: RefSeq, a predicted model, not a curated record
AUGGCCUCGAACGAGUACUAUGGCGGCGGCGGCGGAGGAGGGGGAGGAGGCUAUGAAGGGGGCUACGACUCCCGUCCACCACCACCUCGAGACCUCCCCUACCCAUGGCGAGCCGAAUGGGAGCCUCAACAAAACCGCUAUAUUUUCGUCAACCCCCAGAACGGGGAGCGAACUUUCGAAUAUCCCCGUAUUGGCGGCCAAGGGCAAGCACAUGGAGCAUCCUAUGAUGGCGGCUAUGGAGGAAGCUCUUCCACCCAGGAACAGGUUCAUGAAGAGAAGAAGAAGUCUGGCGGCCAUGGAUGGAUGGGCGCUGCCUUGGGUGCAGCAGCCGGCUUAGCUGGUGGAGCUUUCUUGAUGCAUGAAGGCCACGAAAUGAAAGAGAAAAUCGAAGGAACUGAGGAGAGAUUUGAAGAAGACAAAUACCGCGCUGAGGACAGAGAUGUCGAGGAUGCACCAGAGGAUGUUGCCAGAUGGGCAGGCCGCAAGGUCCAAGAUGUUGAGGAUAUUCCUCAAGAUAUUGAAGGAGGAUUCGAUAGAUUUGGAGAGAGGGUGGAGAAUCGUUGGGAUAAUGCUGUCGACGCGGUAGAAGAUGCACCUGAAGAUGCCGCGCGAUGGGCCGGAGACAAGGUCGGCGAAGUGGAAGAGUUUGGGGACAGGAUGGAUAAUGCUUACGAUCAAGGACAAGAUGAAAGUAGGAAUGACGAUUGGUAG